Coturnix japonica (Japanese quail) is the source of this 519-nucleotide messenger RNA. RefSeq names its product COP9 signalosome subunit 9 (gene COPS9). NCBI's taxonomy places the organism in Eukaryota, Metazoa, Chordata, Aves, Galliformes, Phasianidae. The record is from RefSeq and is a predicted model, not a curated record.
GCAUAGAGCGGCGAGGCUACUUCCGCAAGAUGGCGCGGCCGGAAGUAGGCCAUAGAGCGCUGCGGCCGCCAUGAAGCCAGCAGUGGAUGAGAUGUUCCCUGAGGGCGCCGGUCCGUACGUGGACCUGGAUGAGGCAGGGGGAAGCACGGGGCUGCUGAUGGAUCUGGCUGCCAACGAGAAGGCCGUGCACGCCGACUUCUUCAAUGAUUUUGAAGAUCUGUUUGAUGACGAUGACAUCCAGUGAACUGAGUUGUCCCGCUGUGCUGAGAUGUGGAGUUUUCUCUCUGGGAUCGCCCGUGCUGUCCUUUAUUUAUUGCAAUGAUUAGAACAGGAAAAUCUCAUAGGGGGUGUGAAAAAAAAGGCUGUUUAAGCUGCUUGGGGAAUGUGGAAUUCAGAUGGUGAAAAGUAACAUUGAACUGUGGGCUGUUAUUGUUAGGAAGGUGUUUGUAGAUCUGUCUUAAAAUUGUACUUGAUGUGCUAUUCAAAACCAACAGCAAAAAACCUACAACCCCAAUGAAA